AUGACCGCCGUCAACAUGCAGAUGAUGCCGACCGGGAUGCCCCUAGAUUUUUUGCCUGCGCACCCCUCUCACUCUCGAUCCAACUCUGUCUCCUCUUCCUCGACCCACUCUUCCCACUCGCGCCCGCAGUCCUCCCACGGCGGCUUCAAUCGCAUGCAGCCAGGCCUCGUCCCGUCGUCGGAAGACCUCUACCGUGCCUCGUACCACCUCGGGCACCAGAAUCUCAUGCAUGGGGACUCUCAGCCCCCGAACCACAACAUCACGAACCCAGCGCUGAAGGGUGCCCCUCUUCGCCCCAGUCACAUCCGUGCCAGAGUGGCCGCAUCCCCUUAUCCCCGCGAUACAGACAGCGUCCACUCCUCGUCAAGCGAGACAGAGGACAUCUCGAUGUAUCUCGGUGCUCAGGUUCCUGAGUACCAGCCGAUGUUUGGGGGACCCCCUCCCACCAUGGCUCCCAGUCAGGAGGCAAUGCAUGCUGCAGGGGCCUUUGGUCGAAUGACACUCAGCCCAGAUCAUGCUCUCGAAAAACUGGCGGCCAACGUUCGGGCGGCUACCACCACGAGCGCCUCUGAUAGGGCGAAGCAAAUUUUUGUCCAAGCCUGGCUCACCGCGAACUAUGCCCCGUACCCCGACGGCAAUGUACCCCGCCAGGGCCUCUACUUUUCCUACCGCAGAGUUUGUGACCAGUAUGGUAUUCCCCACAUCAAUACGGCUACCUUGGGCAAAGCUAUUCGUCUCUGCUUCCCCACCAUCAAAACUCGCCGUUUGGGCGUCCGAGGAAAUAGCAAAUAUCAUUAUUGCGGCAUUAGGCCUGCCACUUCGGCGGAAGCUGAAUGGCUUCAGGACUAUAUUCACAAGUCAAAUAAUAAUGCAGCGCAAGCCUCAGUCAACGCAGCGCGCCUCAACAAUGAACAAGAGUCGGCGACUAGGAGCGAGGAGAGGUCGGAUGAAGACGAAGAAGAAGACUCAGAGGGGAAUGGUUCUGUCCCUGGAUCCAAGCGGAAUUCCCUCACGUUGGCGGGCGACAUCAAGGGAAUGGCCUUUACUGACGAUUUGAGUGACAAGACUCCGACGGCGGCGACUCUCCUAUCUCAAGUCCAAUCAGCGGGCCGCCCUUCGGGUACCUUCCCUCCUCAUGCUUCGAUCCGGCGGCACCCAACGCAGGAGCCAAAUUUGACUCUCCAAGCUCACUCUCCUGCCACCCCUAACUCUGCCACCUCCUACCUCUCCCCUCAGCAAAAUUUGUCUGUUCGCCAGUUUCCUCAUUUCCCCUCCAUCGAAGAUGCAGUCGCCAAUUCAACCUCUUCCCAUGGAAUAGCGGCCAGAGAAGUAUGGGGAUGGUUCCAAGACCAUCUUGAUGCACUCCUGGAAAGUGUUCGCUCUUUCCGAGUCGACCAAUUCGAGAUGCAUUUGCGCACUUUUUGGACGAACUUGAGCGGUGUGCAUCGCGAAAUCGUCCAUGCUCCUGCUAUUGCGGGUCUCAUGGCUAAGGCUGAUGCGAUUGUAUACGAUAUGGAGAAGAUUCUGCUUGUCGCGCUCGAAAACUAUGGCAACACAUUUGUUGAGCCAAAGGUAGAAUUAGGCGCUCGCUUUGGACACCUCAUACUCCGAUUCCUCGACAUCUAUCAAGUCACCCAAGCUUUGAACACCGUCCUUACCAACCAGAAACAACUGGCAGAAAUGCGCCGGUCAUGGCAGAAAGUUGAUUUUGAAUCUGUUCGAAAUCAGUCUGCUCUGGUCUGUAACUGCCGUCAUGAAGAUUUGGUGCAAUUGCUCGAGGUCGAGUUUGUGUCCGUUUUGGAGAGUCUGACGAAGAGCACGGAACCAGUGCGUGAGGUGAUGAGCUGGGCGGAUAAAUGCUGCGAGAGGUUAAUGGGAAGCAGCCGCACUAACCAUGCUGGUCAAGAGGAGAGGGGGACGAUGAGCUCUCGCAGUGUACUUAUCCGAUGGGGAUACGUUACGAGCCAAGUCAUGAGAGAUCUGACUAUACGCAGCGACCCAGCGUUCGGAGCGUUCCAAAUCUUGAAGCUCUUCCUCGAUGAUUGGAUCGCGGUCAACGUUUUGAGAAGCGUGGCGCUCUCCACAAAUUCUGUGGCAGCGUCUGUUGAACCAGUUAUGCAACAGCAAUUCUUCUCUCUAUCGCCCAUGGCCGGACAGGAGAAUUUUGGUUCGAUGGAUGUGCGACCUCAACAUAUGAUGGCCCACACGCCGACGACAUCGAGCAUGUUGGCUGCUCUGCAGCACGAUUCGUAUGGCUCUGGUACUUUGGACCCCACGGGUUCCGCGUUCAAUACGGAUGCCUAUGGGUCCAUGUCGUACAUGGACCCCGCGGCCUCUCAAGAUGACGCUCUCGGUUCUAGCCACCAGGCGGGCCUAUCCUUCUCUGAUUUCACUGGUUCAGGCAACGCCUUUGACGUUUCGAGUUUCACUUCUCAGGACCUGGGACUCAACUCAUCGGCCACCGAACCGGAACAUGAAGCGGAAUCCGUCAAGGCGGAACAGCCAGCGGCGUAA
Messenger RNA from Cyclocybe aegerita, 2514 nucleotides. The record is from the annotation of a GenBank genome assembly. Lineage: Eukaryota; Fungi; Basidiomycota; Agaricomycetes; Agaricales; Hemipholiotaceae.